Vespa mandarinia (Asian giant hornet) is the source of this 2704-nucleotide messenger RNA. RefSeq lists its product as uncharacterized. The record is from RefSeq and is a predicted model, not a curated record. NCBI's taxonomy places the organism in Eukaryota, Metazoa, Arthropoda, Insecta, Hymenoptera, Vespidae.
UGUUCAUACCUGUCAAGAGAUUGAUCACAGAUGGCACUACAUUUUCUUGUUAAACAUAGAAAUUCGAUCGCCAGAGAGCGCAGGUCAUAUUCGUUGUCGGCGCCAUUUAAAAAUCAACGAAACGAGAGAGAUAUCUGCUUACACCUGUGUCAGGAGAACGCGAAUGACCGAAAAUGGUCGAAGAUUGAACCGAAGAAGCUAUCUCGUCGAUUCUUCGCGUAUGUAUUCCUGGUAGGUGUGUAUUUCUGGUAUGGUGGUAUACAUGGACCCCACCUCUUCCAUGAAACUAUCACUACCUGCGUGGAGAUCAUCUCCGGAGUAAAAGCUGAGAACCGGACAAGCAUAGGGACAGACAGCAUCAUGCGCUUGAUAGCAUUAGUGAUCGUUGCGAUAGCAGUAGUGUCGAUCGAUCGAUCGGCAGCCGAGGAUGUCCCAGAUUUAUCCAGCAACUUGGACGUACCAGCAGCUGCUAUGAAAUUGGAUAAAAAUCUACGCCGAGCUCUUUUGAAGGCUUUAACGGAUUUGGAAACAGAAUCAGUGGAAGAAAGGAAGAACGAGGCUAUUGCUCAAGCAUACACGGCUAAUCAAUUUCAGGAUGUUUCUUCGAAAAAAGAAUUGAAUAAAAAAAUCGGUAUCUCUCAAAAAUCUAGCUUUUCGUUCGAUGGAUUUCCUGGUGACGAGGAAAUACCAAGCGAGGACAAACUUCAAAAUUCAAGUUUCGUUCAGACCGAUAAAUACGUGAUCAUGUCUAGUUCACCCUCGAUGACCAUUGAAAAAGCUACGAGAAACGAUGCUAGAAGUUUUCAUGCUCAGAAUAUUAUUACGUCUGAUAAAAAUCGAGAAAUUAACGUAGGACCUAAGAUAGAGGAGUUAAAUGCGAAGAAAUCAAACGUUGACUCUCAUGUCUCUUACGUUAAUAAAAUAGAUAGUAUCGCUUUGCAAUCUGUAACUCCAUUAACAGAAGGUCUUACCGGUGUUGCCAGUAAUGGUAUCGCAAUAGCAAAUGCAUUACCUUUACCAAAACCAACGGUGUCUAGUCUCACGGAGUCUCCUAAGAUAAACGAUACUUUAACGAAUGAUAAUAAAAUAAUAGAGAAGUCCGAAGAGGUGAAAAUCUUCCAAGCACCGUUAGUAGCGGCAUUUACCGUUCAACAGGACGAAAGUGGUGCACCUAAAAGCGUAGUGCCUAUCUUCAGACCAACCGGAGAUGGCCAGGCAUUGACUCUGCAAGAACAAUUGGAAUUUAAGCAAAAAUUAUUGGAAAAACAAUUGGAAGAAUUGCAGCAACAGCAGAUUCAACAAACUCAAUUUCUUAUCAGACAACGUCAACUUUACGAGCAACAGCUUAGGCAAAAACAACAACAACAAUUGUAUCUUCAUGAACAAGCGAGAAUCAAGCAGAUCGAAGAGCAAACUAGAUUAAAGCAAUUGGAAGAACAGAGAUUGAAACAAUUAGAGGAACAACGAUUGAAACAGUUCGAGGAUCCAAGGAUCUAUCGGUUUCAACAACAAUCUGUACCAUCGCUCCAACAAAAGCAUCGUUUCUUUGAACAGGCUACUAAUCUUUUAAACAUUCCAACGCCAAUAGAAUCCAACGUUCGUUUACAGCCCAGUGUCUCGUUAGAAGUGCCUACUGUUGUCGUUCCACCUCCCUUUCAAGUCAAUUUCCAAGAUCAAUUGAGGUUUCAACAACAUCGUCAACAACAACAACAACAACAGCAACAGCAACAACAACAACAGCAGCAGCAGCAGCAACAACAACAACAACAACAACAAAGAUUACAUCAGAGUUUUGGACCUAUAACAGAUUUCCAACCACCCGUGGCAGCAUCGACGAGAUUUAACAGGCAAGAAGCUUUCAACUCUGUCGGUAAUUUUGGGUUUAACGAGAAACCUUCAGCAACUAGAAACACUUUUACUUUUGGUAUCCCACAAAGAGGUCCAAUUAAUUUCGUUUAUAAUCCUUACGUUCAGUACAGACAAAUGAGACCUCAGCAAACACCAGCGAAACAAAUCCAACAUCUUCUUUAUCAAUCAGGUAUCGCUGGUGAAAUAGGGAAUGCUGAAGGCUCUGGUGGUCAAGAAGAUUUAAACAUCGUUUCUAAAGUUUUAGCAUUAAAUGUGGGUGCCAUACCCAAUAAGAAUCUUCAUUUUACCACAAGUAACCGUGCUAAUGCCGGAUUCGUCGCCAAAGUACCCGCAAAUGCGUGAAAAAAUGAAAUAAUAAUGAAGAAAGAUUCAGACGAGUCAUGUAAAUUACUACAAGACGAUAUUAAGUAUGAAAACGUCGAACUCUCUAUUAUAAUAUAUAUUAACUUCAUUUAUUACUUUUUCUCUUCACUAAACAUUCCUCCGUAUAUAUAUAUGUAUAUAUAUAUAUAUAUAUAUAUAUAUAUAUAUAUAUAUAUAUAUAUUUCAAUAACAAUAAUGAUUUACUACAAUGUAACUAACGCAAGAAACGAUCUUCCGUCAGCUCAGGUUGUUCGUUACUUUUCACUCAAGAAACUUAUUUCUAUAAAGAACAUAAUUAUAUUAAUUAAUUAUGACUGUAAACAUCGAAAGAAAAGUAAUAGCGAAUUAUCGAAUAUCGAUGUGUUAGACAUUUAUAUUUCAUUCUAUAUUGCAUAUACAAAUUUUGUACAUACAUAAGUUGUUCUUUACUAUACACGUUUAAUUCUUGUUCUAUUUUGUUUUACUUAUCUAU